UUGCCACACUUUUCAGGUAAAUUUCCUGCUUCUCCAUAGUUAAGCUCAGUGUUUUGUCACAUAAGAGAUUGAAUAUGGUUUUAAAUUUAGAAAAUGCUAAAAUACAUGCAAAUAUAACUGAAAUCGUUGCAAGUUUGUUUCUGGAACAUUCCAGAUAAGUUUGUAACUUCAUAACCAUGCUUGAAGUUUAUUCUCAUUUUACUGAGCACCAAUGUUUGCAUGGUCCGCUUGCUGCUGACUUCUAAUUCCUUGCUUGUCCCGCUCGGCCCUGUGCGCUGCGGCCUGUCGCUUGUGGUCCAUCACAGAGCAUCACUCUCCCAGUUGGGGUCCGCGCUAACGAGCCACCGCCUCCUCCUUUGUUUUUUGGAGGGGAUUUAGCCUGGGGCGCGCUGACCACUGGACACGGCCAUGGAUUAUAACCAUGCAGCCAACAAGGGUUAACUGGGCAGAACCCAGGAGAUACCAGGGUUUUGUUUUGCGUUGAGUUGAGCAGGGUGUAGGGAAGAAGACGCUUCUCCAGUGGGGCCAAUUACGCUUUGAGAUGUGCUGAAGAUAGCGGGACGAAGCACCACUGAGAGCACUUUCACUCUGUAAACCUGGAAGCCUUGGCUACCAAUGACGGUCACCUACACGGCCAGAGUAGCAAAUGCUCGCUUCUGUGGCUUUUCCAAAUUGCUCUUGGCUUGGAAAGGCAGCAUCUACAAGGUGCUUUACAAGGAGUUCCUGGCUUUCUUUGCCAUGUAUACAGCCAUCAGCAUCACUUACAGAUUUUUCCUCUACGAAGAUCAGAGGAGGUAUUUUGAAAAGCUGGCAAUUUACUGCAACCGCUAUGCCAGUCUCAUCCCCAUGUCCUUUGUGCUGGGUUUCUACGUGACCCUAGUGGUGAACCGCUGGUGGAACCAGUACACCAGCAUCCCGCUGCCCGACAGGCUCAUGUGCGUCCUGUCCGGGGGCCUCCAGGGAAACGACGAGCGAGGUCGCUUGCUGAGACGAACUUUGAUGCGCUAUGCCAGCCUCUCAGCCCUGCUCAUCCUCCGCUCUGUCAGCACCGCCGUCUUUAAACGGUUCCCCACCAUGGACCAUGUGGUGGAGGCUGGAUUUAUGUCCAGAGAAGAGAGAAAAAAGUUCGAGGGUCUCCAUUCUCCUUACAACAAAUACUGGAUCCCAUGUGUCUGGUUCACCAACCUGGCAGCUGUGGCCCGCUGUGAAGGCAGAAUCAAAGAUGAUCACACAUUCAAGCUUCUCCUAGAGGAGCUAAAUGGUUUCAGAGGGAAGUGCAGCAUGCUGUUUCAUUAUGACAUGAUCAGCGUGCCCCUCGUGUACACUCAGGUGGUGACUUUGGCAGUGUACAGUUUCUUCCUGGUGUGUCUGAUCGGCCGUCAGUUCCUAGACCCGAGUCAGGGCUACCCGGGUCAUGACCUGGACCUCUAUGUGCCCACAUUCACACUCCUGCAGUUCUUCUUUUACGCAGGGUGGCUCAAGGUUGCGGAGCAGCUGAUCAACCCUUUUGGAGAAGAUGAUGAUGAUUUUGAGACCAACUGGUUGAUCGACAGAAACUUUCAGGUUUCCAUGAUGGCUGUGGAUGAGAUGUACGGAGAUCUGCCGGUGAUGGAGCGAGACCGUUACUGGAACGACUCCAACCCCCGCCCCCCGUACACGGCGGCUACGCUUUUUGUCCUCCGCAAACCCUCCUUUCAGGGCUCCACCUUCGACAUGGCGAUCCCAAAGGAGGAGAUGCACUUUCAGCCAUUGGAGGACAUAGCUGAGAAUCUGGAGGAAUCAAACAGCCGCCACCCCAACAUGGCUCUCUUUAAUCGACUUCUCAAUGUGGCUCCGUCCCCAUCUGGCUUCAUGGGAGGAGCUCUGCGCCGCACCUCGGCUCAGCUCCAGCGGCUCUACCACUCACCCAGCACAGACAGGUGCUCCAGUGAUGAUGAAGAGGAGGAUGAAGAGAAAAGCUGUAAAAUAGGCAAAGGAGGAUCACUGCCAUCAGGGCUGGGCCAGGACCCCCAGAGCACCGUCUGCAGCUUCAGGGAGGAGAAGAGUACAAGGACUCCGCUGGUGGAUGUUGAGUUUGGUGAGGAUCAGGAAAGAGCAGGUGAAAGCAGGGAUGUAACAUCAGUUAAAGGGGUUCAGAGGGCCGAAGAGGAACCAGAGAAGACUUCCAGAGCUCUGGGCUCAUCGCUUGCUCCUCCACCUCGGUCCUCCAGAGAUACAUCAGCUCCUCCUGCCUCUGCCUUUACUUUCACCUCACGCCCCCUUUCAGCUUUCCUUUUUCCCUCUACUGCCCAGUCAGGUCUGGAACACUGCAGCUCACAGCCAGCAAUCAGUCUUCCUAAGGCUACGUCCGGCAUUCCUAAACCACCUUCCACUGGAAACCAAAUGUCCCUCCUCGCUGUGCCGUCUUACGUCGAGCCUCAGCGUUUGCGCAGUGUGAGCGUAGGCUCUGAGUUCACAGCAUCCUGAAGUCAGCAAGCUGGGAUAUUCACCCAAACCUUGGUUAUCUGAGCCCACAGAGGUUUUAUUCAAUAGGUAUAACAAAUCACUGCUGUCGAACUUGCUGCUGCUCUUGAUCCUCCUCCUUAAGGACCACAUAGCUGGAGCUUAAAUUAAUUAGGUUAUAUCAUAAUAGAUUCCUUGAUUUCUUCCCCCCUAACGCUAGUUUUUAUGCUAAUUUAUAGUACCAACACUAAAAUCUUCUAUAAUAUUUCUAAAGGAACUCUGUCAUUUUGUUAAAUCCAUUUGUUUGCUGUUUAUGUACAACAAACUAAUUUGCUGCAUAUGCAUGUAAAAAAAUGCACA
Cyprinodon variegatus (sheepshead minnow) is the source of this 2802-nucleotide messenger RNA. RefSeq names its product bestrophin 2 (gene best2). Lineage: Eukaryota; Metazoa; Chordata; Actinopteri; Cyprinodontiformes; Cyprinodontidae. Gene Ontology annotation, molecular function: chloride channel activity. The transcript has 10 exons. The record is from RefSeq and is a predicted model, not a curated record. Bases 616 to 2466 code for a protein of 616 amino acids.